Ectocarpus sp. CCAP 1310/34 is the source of this 679-nucleotide messenger RNA. NCBI's taxonomy places the organism in Eukaryota, Phaeophyceae, Ectocarpales, Ectocarpaceae. The record is from the annotation of a GenBank genome assembly.
AUGCCUGAGGCUGCGAGGCUACCCACUAGACCACCGGGGCGAUCGUAUGUGCGGCUGAUGUGCCAUCUCUAUCAUAGAAAAGAGUCAGAGACAGAUUAACAAUGGAAUCAUAGGGUCAGAGAAAACUACCUGUAUGUCUACGAUUUCCUAGACAACAUAUAGGGACAACUCUCGGGUGACAGGCUCAAAAGAUCAGUUUGGUAGCUGUCUUGUGUGUCUCAUAUUUGUUAUGUUGUGGAAUUUCACGUCGUUAAAUGUGAGAAGGGCAGGCACGGGAGAACAUUUCUCAUCAUUGCCUCCUGAUGACGUGGUCGCCGAUAGAGGCGUGUGGUUGAUGAGGUUUCAUAACCGACAUGUGGGUGUGUGUUAAAUGCAGUGUGUGUGUUCACCUCUCUCGUCCGUGUGUAGGCAGGAGGUAUGGCUACCUCUCCCAUUUGUAGGCAGCGUGGACCAUACGUGUAAAUAUAGACAGAGUUCAUCAUUUCAUGCAUGUUACAUCAUUUGUGUUUGACAAGGGAGGAAUGAAAGGUUGUGCGUAUGGAAACGGGGGUACUCCCUGUGUCCGUGUUGUUCCCAGAUGUUGCCGCAUCAAGUGGCAGCAUGUGUCAUGGAUAGGUAGACGUGGAAGGACGGCGACAGGUGAACGGCAGCAGUAGAAUGUUGUGCAUGGUGGCAUGUU